Nanorana parkeri is the source of this 3970-nucleotide messenger RNA. RefSeq names its product period circadian clock 3 (gene PER3). Gene Ontology annotation, cellular component: cytoplasm; nucleus. Lineage: Eukaryota; Metazoa; Chordata; Amphibia; Anura; Dicroglossidae. Gene Ontology annotation, molecular function: transcription cis-regulatory region binding; transcription corepressor binding. Bases 80 to 3922 code for a protein of 1280 amino acids. Gene Ontology annotation, biological process: entrainment of circadian clock by photoperiod; circadian regulation of gene expression; negative regulation of transcription by RNA polymerase II. The transcript has 23 exons. The record is from RefSeq and is a predicted model, not a curated record.
CCAACUUUUUAGCAACCCCCCCCAGCAUUGGCGGCCAUGUUAAGCCUGGCUUCUAACUUGUAAAAUCAUCACCGCUAUCAUGAGUACAGAGCCACAGGUUGAGUGUUUGAUCCAAAAUAAUGAGGACUGGUCAACCGCAGCUAGGGCGGAGGAGGAAUCCCCUCCAGAAGAUACAUUUAACUGUGAAACGCCCGAGGAGCGCAGCUCUGAGCACCAUGAUGACAUGGAGAUGCUCUCAAACGGCAAUGACUCCAGCGGUAUUGACUGUAAUGGGCACGUGUCUAGCGGAACCGAUUCUCACGGCAACGAACCCAGGAGAUCAAACUGUUCUUUCCGGAGGCCUAGCAAGUCCACCGGCAGCAGCAACAGUGAACAAACGAACAAGACUCGCUCUCUCAAAGAGCUGAUGAGCAUGGUGCAGGAGAUGAAGCGGCGCCUUCCUUCAGAAAAACCGAGCCGCAGUAAACCCAGCACAGUGGAUGCGCUCAACUAUGCCCUGAAGUGCGUCCGACAAGUGCAAGCGAACAGUGAGUUUUUUCAGGUCUUCGCCGACAGCGGAACCUCGCGUUUGGAUACCACUGUACAUACGAUUGAAGAUCUGCAAACCCUGACAUCAAAGCAUCCACCAAAAAACACGGAUACAUUUGUCAUCGUGUUCUCGCUGACAUCGGGGAAGAUGGUGCACAUCUCCGACCAGGCUGCUUACAUCUUAAAUUGCAAGAAGAAGCUAUUGGACUCCUCGCGCUUUGUGGAGCUCCUGGCUCCUCAGGAUGUCAGCGUCUUCUACAAACACACCACCCAGUCUCCUCUUCUGCCUUGGAACAUCAAAGCAGAGACCGCUUCUCUGUAUGAGUACACUCAAGUGAAGUCGUUUUUCUGUAGAAUUCGGGGAGGAAAAGACCGCGAUCACGAGAUUCAGUACAAUCCCUACCGAAUGACGCCAUAUUCCAUGAAAGUCAGUGUGUCCCCUCACAGUAAGCCAGAGCAUUGCUGUCUUGCUCUGGUAGAAAAGAUUCACUCCGGAUAUGAAGCUCCCAGAAUUCCCAUGGAUAAACGAGUCUUUACCACCACACACACCCCUGGCUGCGUUUUUCUAGAGGUAGACGAUCGAGCUGUACCGUUGUUGGGUUACUUGCCUCAAGACUUGGUCGGUACUUCAAUCUUGAUGUAUCUACACCCAGAGGAUCGCCUUUUAAUGCUUGCCAUGCACAGAAAAAUUCUGAAAUAUGCAGGGCAACCGCCGUUCGAGCAUUCCCCGAUCAGGUUCUGCACCCAGAAUGGUGACUACAUCACUUUGGAUACCAGCUGGUCCAGCUUUGUCAACCCCUGGAGCAGAAAAGUGGCGUUUAUUAUCGGACGGCACAAAGUGCGAACGGGGCCGCUGAAUGAAGAUGUGUUUGCUGCAAGAAGUACAGAAAUCAACAACGUUGACAAAGAAAUAAAAGAACUGCAAGGACAGAUCUACAAAGUCCUUUUACAGCCUGUACAUAACACCGGUUCCAGUGGCUACGGGAGUCUGGGUAGUAAUGGAUCCUAUGAACAUUACAUCAGCAUUGCCUCUUCUAGUGAUUCCAAUGGAAACUGUGUGGAUGAAUCACAUAAAGAACCGAUGACUCCGAGACAACUGUACACGGACAUCAACCGCAUCAAGAAUCUCGGUCAGCAGGUCUACAUCGACACGAGGAGCAAGCCUGUGCCCAAGAAGGUGGAGGUUCUCCAAAAGGAUCUUCAGAGAGAAAAACCCAAUCUGAAUGGCUUCCUGCGACCUCAGGAAAACGUGGUGGCGGAGGGAAAUGCAGAUUCAUCAUAUGAAGCUUCCAGGAAGGGGCAGCACAUACCUUCAUACCAGCAAAUCAAUUGUGUGGACAGUAUUAUCAGGUACCUGGAGAGUUAUAACAUGCCAGCGCUGAAGAGGAAGUGCGAGUCCUCCACAAACACCACCUCUUCGUCAUCAGAAGACGACAAGCAGGGCUUUUCCGGACAGAACGACCAGGAGGUUUUAGAAGAUGUUCCCGUGCUAGCGGUGCCUACGAGCCAGUUAUCAGCGGAGUCAAUGGUUACAACCGACGCUCAGACAACAGCAGCCGUGGUGGGAGCUCCGCUGACCGAUCUUGCACUGUCCAAGGCCAUGAGUGUUGUGUCCGUCACCAGCCAGUGUAGCUACAGCAGUACCAUUGUGCAUGUUCCACAGCCCGAGUCAGAGGUGACGGCCAUAGAAGAUGCCACUGCUGGCAGUGAGCAGAUUGAGAUGAGGUCUUCACAAGUGCCUGGUUCCACAGUGGCACCGGAGGAAUUAAAGCUGGUUGGGUUGACGAAGGAAGUUCUUUCUGCUCACACACAGAAAGAGGAACAGAAUUACGUGGACCGGUUCCAACAGAGGAUCCUGCACUCUCCGUACAGCAGCUAUCUGCAGCAAGACGGCCGCAGCAAGGCUUGCUUCCAUGAACAAGGUGUCCAAGGUGAACACUCUUCUCAGCAGACCACCCCAUCUGCUUGGAAGAAAGGUAAAAAACAUGGUAAGCACAAACGGCAGAAACCCAUGGAAUCCUCGGACAGUAAUGGUUCUCGUCCCAAUCUGCCACCACGGCCGAGGAGGCCAGGUCCUUUGCCGCAGUCUUGGACACCAUCUGAAGUUUCUCAUCCAAGCCCCCCGAACAUAGCUUUCCCUCCCUCUGUGAUGAUCCAACCGGCCUACUCCAUGCCGGGGUUUCAGAUGCCGCACAUGGCAACUGCGAUGGCAGGAGACUGUACCACCUCAACUGUGACUCCAGAGUCCAUCCCGCAGUCCAACAUCUACAACAUGCAGACCUUCCCAGGAUUCCCUUCUCCGUACAUGGGUACCCUCAUGGCUGUUAUCCUCCCCAACUACAGCAUGUACCCACCUAUGAACCCACAGGUGCUUCAGCCUUUCUUCCCUUCUCAGUACCCAUGUCCACCUGCUUAUCCAUACACUGCAAUGCCUAGCACCCCUCAGAACGCUCCGUCACAAAUCCCCACAGACUUUGUGGACCUGACUUUUGGAGCCUCGUCCCCCAUGUCUGCAGAGGGACAGCAGGAAGUACAGAGCGAAGACCCGCGCCUCUUCAGCAACUCUAGAAGCAGCUCUCCUCUGCAACUGAUGCUUCUUCAGGAAGAGUUACCAAAACCGGCAGAACCUCAAGAGGGACCCAAUGCUGAGAAGCAGUCGGAUAUCAAAUGUGCGAACGCAGCCGGGAACAGCGGCAACAAUGACGGCCACUCUGCUUCUAGCGAACUUUUUGACCUUUUGCUACUAGAGGAAUCCCAGUCUGGUACUGGGUCAGCAGCUUCAGGAUGCGGUUCUGCCAAUUCCAGCACUUUGGGAUCUGGUUCCAACGGUUUUACCUCAAACGGGACCUUUGGAAGCGGCACAGGGAGCAGUAACAGCAGCAAGUAUUUUGCUAGCAAGUCUUCUGCUAGCAAGUCCUCUCACACUUCCAAAAAGGGUCACAAGCGACAGGAGGCUGCACAGUCAGAUUCCUUCUCCAAGGCUGCCGUAGAUCCUAUAUGGACUUUAAUAGAGCAGACGCCGACCCCCAUCAUGAUGACGUAUCAGAUACCCAAGAGGGAUAAGGAGACAUUGCUGAAAGAAGAUCUGGAAAAGCUAACAGCCAUGCGUAACAAACAGCCCCGGUUCACAGAGGAGCAGAAGGAGGAGCUCGCGGAAGUACAUUCUUGGAUCCGAAACCGUUCGAUCCCUCAGGAGAUAGACACUCAAGGAUGUAUCACUUGUGAGAAUGGAGCCCCAAGAAGCAACAACCCCAAGAAGGAAAACACAGCAGGAGACGGCUCCACCAAAACUGCCGAACGACCUCCGUCAUCAUCCCAAACAGAGCAACAGCAGCAACACACUCCAAGCCUGAGCAGGAAAACGACAAACUCAGAGACCUGCCUAUCGUCGUAAAUACUUUUCUUUUUCUAUAAAGUUUUAUUUAAAGUCCGUUCUUCACCG